Molecule: messenger RNA, 579 nt
Organism: Plenodomus lingam JN3
Lineage: Eukaryota; Fungi; Ascomycota; Dothideomycetes; Pleosporales; Leptosphaeriaceae
Source: RefSeq, a predicted model, not a curated record
AUGGCUGGUCGCUCAAAGAAAAAGGGCACCUCUGGUGCAGCCAAAAACUACAUCACCCGUACCCGCGCCGUCAAGAAGCUGCAAAUCUCGCUGCCCGACUUCCGCCGCCUGUGCAUCUUCAAGGGCAUCUACCCCCGUGAGCCGCGCAACAAGAAAAAGGUCUCCAAGGGCUCCACCGCCGCCACCACCUUCUACUACACAAAGGACAUCCAGUACCUGCUCCAUGAGCCGCUGCUGGCCAAGUUCCGCGAGCACAAGGCCGUGGCAAAAAAGAUUGGCCGCGCCCUCGGCCGCGGCGAGGCUGGCGAUGCUCAACGCCUGGAGAAGAACCUCAUGCCCAAGGUCAAGCUCGACCACAUCAUCAAAGAGCGUUACCCCACGUUUGUCGACGCCCUGCGUGACCUCGACGAUGCCCUGUCCAUGCUCUUCCUCUUCGCCAAUCUACCCUCGAGCGAACACAUUCCCGCAAAAACAAUUGCUCUCUGCCAGCGCCUGACGCGCGAUCGUUCCUAUCCAUCAAGGGCAUCUACUACCAGGCCACCAUUCAAGGUCAGGACAUCCUCUGGCUACAAGAAGUAG